Messenger RNA from Plasmopara halstedii, 1152 nucleotides. Its product is annotated as Predicted regulator of the ubiquitin pathway (contains UAS and UBX domains). Lineage: Eukaryota; Oomycota; Peronosporomycetes; Peronosporales; Peronosporaceae. The transcript is spliced from 4 exons. Bases 1 to 1152 code for a protein of 383 amino acids. The record is from RefSeq and is a predicted model, not a curated record. Gene Ontology annotation, molecular function: ubiquitin binding. Gene Ontology annotation, cellular component: endoplasmic reticulum.
AUGACCGUGAACGGAAAUGGGCUGCGGCAUCGCCAUGUUCAGGGCGAAGUUGAGCCAGCGAAUGAGCCAAGCUCAUCAACUGUACCGCGUCGCACUCCAAGACCACAAAAGGGUUUUGUGGAGCUGCUAAUGUCACCACUGAGCUUUGUGCUUGGCGAUGGAGAGCCUGAAGAUCCCCAGACUGCGGCGCGAAACUUUGCGCACAGUCUUCAACGACGAUACGGGGAAAAUGUGACGCCUCGUUUUGAGCACACAUCAUUUAGGGACGCAGUUUCCACAGCUCGUACGGCAUCAAAGUUUCUACUUGUAUUCUUACAUUCAAACAUCCAUGACGAUGCCGACGCGUUUUGCCGCAAAUCCAUCUGCACUGAACGUAUGAGUACAUACUUAAACAAUAGCGACUGCAUUGUAUCGUGGGCUGGCUGUGUGCAGCAUGCUGAAGGAUUUGGCGUGAGUUUGUCACUUGGGUGUGCCACGUUUCCAUUCUUGGCAUUGCUAUCCUGCCUUUCGCGAGGGAUUGAUGUGGUCGAGAAAAUUACGGCUAAUGUACCGGCAGAAGAAAUUAUAAAAAAGUUAGAUGCGGCAGUAGAUCACAAUAAUCAAACUUUAGCGACAGCACGUCAUAUUCACCAACAGCGAACGGAGACGCAAAUCUUACGUGAACAACAAGACAGAGAAUAUCAAGAGGCACUUGAAGCUGAUCGUCGUCGCGAGACGGAAGCUCGUGAACAGGCUGAACUAGCAGAAAGUAAGCGACUGCAAAAAGAGGAGGAGGAGCGACGUGCUGAAGAGGAAAAGAUAAAUCAAGAAGAGAAGGCAAAGGCUGAGAUUGAAGCAAAACGAGCUCGAAUCACGGAUGGUCCAAAAACACGCACGCCGUCGCCAAAUGCAAAUUAUAAAACGGCAGUAAUUAAAUUCCAUUUGCACAAUGGUAAACGUCUUGAACACAUUUUCUACGCACACGAUACGCUUGGCACGGUGCGCGACUUUAUCGACGUUGAAUUCUAUGAUCGCGACAUUCCGAUUCGAAAUUAUGAGUUAGCGACGAAUUAUCCGAAAAAAGUCUACGGCCCUGAGUUACUGAAUGUUACUCUUGCUGAUGCGGGACUCGCGCCGCAAGCUCUCGUGUACGUACAGGAUCUCGAUUCGUAG